Leptopilina heterotoma is the source of this 3291-nucleotide messenger RNA. RefSeq names its product wolframin (gene wfs1). The coding region runs from base 200 to 2806 and encodes 868 amino acids. Gene Ontology annotation, molecular function: protein binding. The record is from RefSeq and is a predicted model, not a curated record. Gene Ontology annotation, cellular component: endoplasmic reticulum membrane. Gene Ontology annotation, biological process: endoplasmic reticulum unfolded protein response; calcium ion homeostasis. NCBI's taxonomy places the organism in Eukaryota, Metazoa, Arthropoda, Insecta, Hymenoptera, Figitidae. The transcript has 6 exons.
UUCUACAUCCCUGAUGCGCACCCACGCCAAAAUUUCUUGCCGCGAAUAGCGUAAAUUUAUAGAACUAUGUCCACAUAAUAUAUGACAUGUAGAGAACUUGUUUUUGUGCGUAAAGAAAUUGACAAUGGUCCCUUUAUUUAUUUUAAAAGUGGAACGUUAAUGUGGAUCGGAGAAAGUCAUUCGAUUUUUUUCUAAAGAAAUGGCGGGCAUUGUACCAAUUCCCGGCCGAUCCGGCAGAAAACAGUGGACAUUACACGAUGGACCAAGAGGAUCAUUGCGAAGAUUGCGAUCACAACUUGCUGAAGAUGGUUGCCCUGAAUCACAAGUUGUUUUGGCUAAACAAUUAUUGGAGGAGCAGUGUGAACUUGACGUUGACAAGGAAGAGAAUGCGAAAUUGGGAGUUUAUUGGUUGACAAAAGCUUCUGAACAGGGAAACUUGGAAGCAACCGAGAUUCUUAAAAAAUGUCUAGCCAGUGGACGAGGCAUCACCGAACACAAUUAUUACGACGUGAAAAACUGUCUAGACAUGUCACAAGAUGAAAAACUUGCAAGACGCGCGGCAAGAGAAAUGUUCAACAGUUUAGCAAACGGAGAAGAUUUUAUAACAACCGAGCAACUUGAGCGAAAAAUGAGGGAAUUAACGUUUCCUUCAACGAGCAAGGAAAAGAGUAACAAUACGAGGUCAUGUAAUCAUUCCCAAAAAACUUUGAAAGACAACGUGGGCGAUACUUUUCCUGAAGAUGGACUCACGGAAAAUUCAAAUUGUUUCAAAGAUGGAACUGAACGAUUCGGUGAACCGCUUUCAGACUGGCGAAUGCAUCAAGGGGAGAAAAUCACCGAAUCGGUUUUAGUAUCAGCAGCAGCAAAUUACGCUCGAGGACUUUUGCCGAUAGUUUCAAGCGCUCUUUGCCUCGUGGAUUCGACGCAAAUGGAACUCAAUACAAUUCCGCUUUUACAAAGACCGUUCAUCUAUCCCCUGGCGUCCUUAAAGCGCCUCUAUUUCUGGCUGAUAGAAGUCCUGGGCAAGCGGACAAUGCCCUUCAGGAGAGUGUUUUUCACCACGCAUAUCCACACACUUUCUCUGCUUGUUCUCUACUCAAUGUUUGGCACCGAGAGUCUACUGCUUUUCAUCCCCCUCGUCCUCUAUUACCUCUCAUUCAUCGGCAUGGUGGUUUCGACGUUCCAAAUGCUCCAACGCAAACGCGAAUUGACAGAUUUUCGCCUAUGGUCCGGACUCUUUCUCAGCUACUCUGGCGGCAAUCUGAACCCGGAGGAGGCAGAGUAUCAAUUCUGUCGGAACAACCUGAAACCCCACGGUCACUUUUUCCUGUCCCUCCUUUUAAACCUCAUGAUUUAUCCGAUAAUUGCUCAGCAGUGGACCCCGCAGUCUGAGUUCACCAUCAUUGCCGUGGUCCUGACUUUAGUCACUCUUUUGAAUUUCACGUGGAAAGACUCAUCGAAGAUACCGGACAUUCUGUCACUUUUCAGCUUCUGUGUUCAUGUUUUGGCAAAGUAUCCUUACGAAACUGACAUAGUGGUUGCUCAAACUUGGAGAUUCCUCGACAUUCGAGUGCCGACUUUUGCCUCAUACGUUGUUGGGAAUGGAAUCGAAUUUUGCUUGAAUUUCCGAGCUGUGUUUUACCUUCUGAUUCCAGCAGUGUUUGCGAAAAUGGCGGCGAGAGAGGGGUGGAGGGGAACGUACAAGACUUUGAUUCCACACUGCGUGACUCUGAGCUGGUGGCAAAUCGCGAUUCUCUCCUCUCAAGGCGCAACCUGGUACGGACUAAUUCGAGGCACUCUCGCUCUGGUUGGCAUGGUUCUCUUCUUGCCAAUCGCUGGGUUAGCCUCGAUUGUCCUGCCCAUUCUGGCCACUGCGAAGUAUCUUUCCGAAAGCGACGUGGUGAUGAAGAUUAUUUUGACUGUUCUGCUCGGAGGUUUGCCCUUUCUGGCGUCUUUGUAUCUCAGAAAGUUCAGGGUCGCCAAGUACAACUGGAUAAUCACAUGUAUUCAGCUCAGUGUUGGGUUUAUCGCCGGCGUAUUUCUUUCAUGGCCCAUGAUAAUCGGCUAUAAGCAGGAAGUGAGUUCGAGUCAAUACGAAAUAACGCCAACUCUCUCUUGGGAGCAAUAUCAAAAUCAUUGUCACCAACCGGCAUGGGAGGAAACAUCCUCGAAGGCUCAAGUCCAAGUGCAAUGUGCCCAUUUAGAAGGAAUGUCCAUAUCCUGGGAAGGAUAUGUGACCAACGUUAGACUGAAAUCAAUAAAAAAUAAUGUCGCGCUUGUUGUUAAUAAAUUACCGCAUUUUCUUAAAGUUCCAAUCAGCUGUCUACUGGGUAAACCGUACGAAGACAAAGAUUGUGAGAAUGGAAAUGAUAUUCGAAAACGUCAUUGUCAGACGUUUCUUGAAAUUCAAAGAAGAAGAAAUAAAUGUCACUUGACCGACUGGGAUUGGUAUGAGUUUGAAAUAUUCGUGAAAAUGAAAAGCGGAAUGUGGGUGAGUAACUCGGAAGUCAUAUUACUUGGAGAUGAAUCAUUCAAAAAUUUUAGCUUAAAUAUUUACCCGGGAGAUAAGAUUUGGUUUUCGGGAGUACUCGUAAAUAAUGGAUUGAAAAAAGAAUCCUUGUUAGGCGGUUCGAAGCCACAUAUUCAUUUAGAGGAGGCUGGAUGUCUUGCAUGUCAUACAAUUGACUUGAAAGCAGCCAAGCAAUAUAGGUACGAGUUCAAUUUCAAUUCGAUUCUAAAGGAUGUCUUCUUAGGACUGAAGACUAUUCUGAAUUUCUUGUUUAAUCCCAUAGUCAUAUUUAAGUAAUUGUUUCAAUGGAAAAUCAAGUUUUUCAACUUUUCGACAAAAUAUGUGAAUAAAUAUUAAUGUUCAGGCAUCACAGUUGGUCCCCUUAUUUCAAUUUUAUCACCUUUUUCAUUUUUCUCACCUUUUUUUGACGAUUUGUCACCUUUUUCCCCUUUUUUGGUGAUUCGUCCCCUUUUUCAUCUUUUUCUAAUAAAAAAUAAACCAGUUUUUUUUUUUUUUUUUUUGAAAUCUUUAUUAAAGUGUAACUCAAUGUUAUAGAAUUCAGUGCUUUUUAUUUUUGAUUUAGAUUAUUAACACCACAGCAUAAUAUAAAUAUGUUUUUUUAUGUUAAUGAUUUAAAUAAUAUAGAUAACGUAAAGAAUUUUAUAAAUUAUUAGGUGGUUUAUUCAACAGAAUGCAGACCUCUGGAAAAAUAAUUAAUUAACAUUCAAAUAAUUAAAAUACUAUUAUUUAUAGUUUUUUUCUAGAAAAACAUAAAUUCUAAC